AUGGCCGACUGGCUCAGGAAAGAAAUGGGCGUCUACCAAUCAGAGGUGCUGGGAGUCGUUCCUGAGCUCUGCAAGUGUCAAGACCUGGAGCUGGACUGUGACAGCACAAAGCUUAAAGACAUCCCGGAGGUGGCAGUUAAUGUCACAAUGAUGUCCCUUCAAAGGAAUCAGCUCCAGAAGCUGAAAACAAACAUAUUCUUUAAGUACAAAAGUCUACAGAAACUAUAUCUUCAAUACAACAGAAUUCAAGAUGUGAGUCCUGAUGCUUUCAGAGGGCUGCAUAAUCUAACAAGACUGUAUCUGAGCCACAACAACAUCUCUGUCCUGAUGCCCGGGGUGUUCCAGGAUCUUCACAAGCUGGAGUGGUUGAUCUUGGAAAAUAACAAUAUCCAUCAAAUAUCCUCCAUGACCUUCUCGGGACUGAACUCCCUUGUUUUACUGGUUUUGUUGAACAACUCUUUGACAAAACUGGAUGACAUAUGUCGGGAAAUGCCAAUUUUGAACUGGCUCGAUUUGGAGGGAAAUCUCAUUGAAACCAUUGGAAAUGUGUCUUUCUGCUCAUGCAGUAUGUUGACAGUUCUGGUUUUACAGCAGAACAGGAUCAGCCAUAUACACGAGCAAGCUUUCUCAGUCCUCCCAAGGCUUGGAGAAUUGGACCUCUCCAACAACAGACUGGUGGCGAUCCCUCCUAAUCUCUUUGUUUUACUCGGGGAUUUACUCCAACUGAAUAUAUCAUAUAAUCCCAUCAUGGAGCUCCAAGUUGACCACUUUGACAAGUUGCAUAAACUGAAGUCAUUGAGCAUAGAAGGGAUCGAAAUUGGAAACAUACAACGGAGGAUGUUCGAACCCCUCAAACACUUGACUCAUAUCUACUUUAAGAAAUUCCAGUACUGCGGCUAUGCUCCUCACGUGCGGAGCUGCAAACCCAACACUGACGGCAUCUCGUCCUUCGAGGACCUGCUGGCCAACAUCGUGCUGAGGGUCUUCGUUUGGGUCGUCUCCGCCACCACAUGCUUCGGCAACAUCUUCGUCAUCUGCAUGCGCUCCUACAUCCGAUCUGAGAACAAACUCCAUGCCAUGUGCAUCAUUUCUCUCUGCUGCGCAGACGGGCUGAUGGGCAUCUACCUCUUCAUGAUUGGCGCGUAUGAUCUGAAGUACCGCGGCGAAUACAACAGGCACGCUCAGGCCUGGAUGGACAGCAAUCAGUGCCAGGUCAUCGGAUCUUUGGCUAUGCUGUCCACUGAGGUAUCCGUACUCCUCCUUACUUACCUCACCCUGGAGAAAUACAUCUGCAUCGUCUACCCUUUCCAGUACCUGACGCCUGGCUGGAGACGGACUGUCACCAUCCUUCUCGGGAUAUGGGUGUUCGGCUUUAUCGUUGCCCUCCUGCCACUGGUCUGCAAGGGGCUGUUUCGCAAUUUCUAUGGGACCAAUGGAGUUUGCUUCCCGCUGCACUCUGAGCAGCCGGAGACAGUUUGGGCUCAUGUUUACUCCAUCGUCAUUUUCCUGGGUCUCAACUUGGUGGCAUUCCUUAUCAUUGUCUUAUCCUAUGCAAGCAUGUUUUAUAACAUCCAGAGAACAGGGACUCAGACCACCAAAUACAGCAACCACAUCAAGAAAGAGGUGACCAUCGCCAAGAGGUUCUUCUCUAUCGUCAUCACUGACUCCCUUUGCUGGAUCCCCAUCUUCAUCCUCAAGAUCCUGUCACUGCUGCAGGUGGAGAUUCCCGGUACCAUCAGUUCCUGGGUGGUCAUAUUUAUUCUGCCCAUAAACAGCGCUCUAAACCCCAUCCUUUACACACUGACCACACGGCCUUUCAAAGAGACUAUUCUGCAGGUAUGGGCAAACUACAGGCAGAGGAGACCUCUUCUCAGCGGGCACCCAGCUCAUCAUCCAUCUCUAACAUGGCAGGAAAUGUGGCCCCUGCAGGAGAACAGCAAUGGCCCCACCACGGGUCACCCGCAUGAAACUACCGGAACGAUAGCCAAGCUCACCCCUGUGGAAAAUACCAACGAUGGAUACAAUGUCAUCACCACAUGCACACAGCAAACACAGAAAACGCAUACAGUGCUGUCAGUAUGUUCAAAGGACGAGAAAAUGCCACUCACAUCAACCCCAACACACACACAAACUAAAACUAACAACGUGGGUGUCGAAUAGCAUGUAUCUGUUGGUGAAUAUUUAUCAAAGAGUCACCUCAACAGAUUAAACGUGAUCAUGUUCAUUGAUCUCAGUAAUUGGGAUUAAAAACCAUUUGUAUUUGUUAGUAUCUUUGUAAGUCCCACUGUAUGCAUGUAUUGCCAAAGCAGCAACCAUCACAGAAAUGGAUGAAGUCAGGGCAGCAAUCACUUAUGUAGCCGUACAGAUCCUGUAAUAAAGAAAUCAGCUUCAAAAAGAUAUAUAUCUCUGCAGAACAGAAGCUAUUUCCCACUUAGUUUGGCUUUUGUUCCACUAGCUUUCAUUGCUCAGUUAAGUUUCUCCCAGACGGCUUCUUUCAUCAUCUUUUUCUUAAAGCUGGUUAUCCAGUCCAUGUUCUGAGCUGAACGUACAUCUAUUGUUACAUUGGCAAGUACAUUUCUGACAAUCAUAAUUUCUAAUGGUGAUAAAUAAUUACAUAAUUAGUUAGGAUCAAGUAACUACAACUCUUAAUAAGUAGUUUAAAGCGCAUCUGUGGAUGAAACUCCUUAGAUAUGUUGUUGAAUGCUAUAGUAGCGCAGUCUGUUGGUUAAAGUCCCAGAACCAAGUGAAUGCAACGUCUAAAUUGUACUGUGUGUGCUGUGUUCUGUACAUGUAACCAAAAGAGGAUUUACUCCAAAUCAAAAUACUUUGAGUGUUUAAGUUCAUUAUUGAUAUUUCAAAUCUGAAAAGUCAAUCUUGUCAACUCAAGAUUGACUUUACAGCUUUUGUGCCCUUCACUCAUCAUGCCAGAUGCGGUCAUCUGUCUGGGGGCUUAAGGCCAGGAAAAUGGGGACAACGUCAUUUGUGCCCUCUGCUCGGUCCAGCCUAAAAAGAGAUGUAUUAAAAUAACUCCCAUCUUCCCCCUCACACAAACGCAUUAUCACAAAGGCACUGCUACUGUUUAAACAUUUUGAGUAUUUUGCCUGCCCCAUACUGUAUUGUAUGUAUUGCUAUUGUCUGUUUCAAACUGUGUUGACAGUAUUGAGAAGAAACAUCUAUUUUAUGUCAUGUAGUGGACAGUAAUAUUUCCUAAGUCUAAAUGAGAGAUAAAACUGACCUCAACUGGUUUUCGAAACUACAGCAAGUUCAUUGUAGUUGUUAUUGUCUUAAUCCAGACCCUCAGCAAGGAUGGAUACUCUGUGUUGCCUUUGCGACCAAACAUUUUAUUUAUGGAAAUAUUGAAUGUAUUGAAUGACAAAUGUCAAGUAUGUUCAACAAAGAAUGUAUUUUUUGGGGGUCCAAGGACAUUUCCCAGCUGGUCUGGGGUUUCAACUUGAACUCAAGCAACCACUGCACAGCACAGUUUUUACACU
Molecule: messenger RNA, 3491 nt
Organism: Eleginops maclovinus (Patagonian blennie)
Lineage: Eukaryota; Metazoa; Chordata; Actinopteri; Perciformes; Eleginopidae
Gene: rxfp1
Product: relaxin family peptide receptor 1
Exons: 16
Coding region: 1-2160 (719 amino acids)
Biological process (GO): hormone-mediated signaling pathway; activation of adenylate cyclase activity; adenylate cyclase-activating G protein-coupled receptor signaling pathway
Cellular component (GO): plasma membrane
Molecular function (GO): G protein-coupled peptide receptor activity; protein binding
Source: RefSeq, a predicted model, not a curated record